Molecule: messenger RNA, 6589 nt
Organism: Pogona vitticeps (central bearded dragon)
Lineage: Eukaryota; Metazoa; Chordata; Lepidosauria; Squamata; Agamidae
Gene: BCL11A
Product: BCL11 transcription factor A
Biological process (GO): negative regulation of dendrite development; regulation of transcription by RNA polymerase II
Cellular component (GO): nucleus
Molecular function (GO): DNA-binding transcription factor activity; RNA polymerase II cis-regulatory region sequence-specific DNA binding
Source: RefSeq, a predicted model, not a curated record
AAGGGGAAAAAAAAAGCAAAAGCAAAAGCAAAAAAAAAAAAGCAAGCAAAAAAAAAAAGCCAUGAUUGCUCUCCCACAAUUCAUCUUCCCCGCGCCAUCUUUGUAUUAUUUCUAAUUUAUUUUGGAUGUCAAAAGACACCGAUGAAGAUAUUUCCUCUGGAGUCUCCCGCCUGGCUCGCCCCGCGCUUCCCGAUGUGAUCCAAGCGCGAGAGCUGCGUGCGCGCCCGCCCGAGCCACCGACCCGAGCACCAUGUCUCGCCGCAAGCAAGGGAAACCGCAGCACUUAAGCAAACGGGGAUUUUCGCCCGAACCGAUUGAAGCCAUUCUUACGGACGACGAACCGGAUCACGGUACGCUAGGAGCUCCGGAAGGGGACCAUGAUCUCCUCACCUGUGGCCAGUGUCAGAUGAACUUCCCUUUGGGGGACAUCCUUGUCUUUAUUGAGCACAAACGGAAACAAUGCAACAGCGCUCUCUGCCUGGAGAAGGCUGUGGAUAAGCCCCCUUCGCCCUCGCCGAGCGAGUUGAGAAAAGCGUCCAAUCCUGUGGAGGUGGGCAUCCAGGUCACGCCCGAGGACGACGACUGUUUGUCAACGUCAUCUAGAGGAAUUUGCCCUAAGCAGGAACAUAUAGCAGGUAAAGAUGAACCCAGCAGCUACACGUGUACGACAUGUAAACAGCCAUUCAACAGCGCCUGGUUUCUUUUGCAACACGCACAGAACACUCAUGGAUUAAGAAUCUACUUAGAAAGCGAACAUGGAAGUCCCCUGACGCCACGGGUUGGUAUCCCCUCCGGACUAGGUGCAGAAUGCCCUUCUCAGCCUCCACUCCACGGGAUACACCUUGCAGACAAUAAUCCUUUUAAUCUACUCAGAAUACCUGGGUCGGUUGCGAGGGAAGCUUCGGGUCUUGGAGAAGGGCGUUUCCCUCCCACGCCGCCUUUGUUUAGCCCCCCUCCGAGGCAUCACCUGGAUCCCCACCGCAUAGAGCGCCUGGGGGCGGAAGAGAUGGCUCUUGCAACCCAUCACCCCAGUGCCUUCGACAGGGUGCUGCGACUCAACCCCAUGGCCAUAGAGCCCCCAGCUAUGGAUUUCUCCAGGCGGCUUCGGGAGUUAGCUGGGAACACCUCCAGUCCGCCGUUAUCCCCCAACCGUCCCAGUCCUAUGCAAAGGUUACUGCAACCAUUCCAGCCAGGCAGCAAGCCGCCAUUUCUGGCCACGCCGCCUCUUCCUCCUCUUCAGUCCGCUCCUCCCCCUUCCCAGCCUCCCGUCAAAUCCAAGUCCUGCGAAUUUUGUGGGAAAACCUUCAAGUUUCAGAGUAACUUAGUUGUCCACCGUAGGAGCCACACUGGAGAAAAACCAUACAAGUGCAACCUUUGCGACCACGCCUGCACUCAGGCGAGCAAGCUAAAGCGCCACAUGAAAACCCAUAUGCACAAAUCCUCCCCGAUGACCGUGAAGUCGGACGACGGCCUCUCCACGGCCAGUUCCCCGGAGCCUGGUACAAGUGACCUCGUGGGCAGCGCCAGCAGCGCCCUCAAAUCGGUGGUGGCCAAGUUCAAGAGCGAGAAUGAUUCCAAUAUGAUUCCGGAAAACGGGGAUGAAGAAGAGGAGGAGGAGGAGGAAGAGGAGGAGGAGGAGGAAGAAGAGGAGGAGGAGGAUUUGACAGAAAACGAAAGGCCGGACUAUGGGUUUGGCAUUAACCUAGAAGCGGCCCGCCAUCAUGAGAACAACUCGCGGUCCAUUGAGGAGAAUCGCUCUAUGCCGGACGUCAUGCAGGGAAUGGUCCUGAGUUCCAUGCAGCACUUCAGCGAGGCCUUCCACCAGGUUCUUGGAGAGAAACAUAAACGAGGGCAUUUGUCCGAAUCUGAGGUACACAGAGACACUUGCGACGAAGACUCGGUAGCGGGUGAAUCCGAUCGGAUCGACGACGGCGCGAUAAACGGUCGGGGUUGCUCCCCGGGUGAGUCCGCUUCUGGAGAUUUGUCCAAAAAGCUUCUCCUGGGUAGCCCAAGCUCUCUCAGCCCUUUCUCCAAACGCAUCAAACUGGAGAAGGAGUUUGAUCUCCCUCCGACAGCUAUGCCUAACACUGAAAAUGUUUACUCCCAGUGGCUAGCUGGGUACGCUGCCUCUCGGCAGCUCAAAGAUCCAUUCCUCAACUUUGGAGACUCCCGACAAUCGCCUUUUGCUUCCUCCUCAGAACACUCCUCCGAAAACGGGAGUUUACGCUUCUCGACGCCUCCUGGAGAGAUGGAUGGAGGGAUAUCAGGCCGCAGCGGUACAGGAAGUGGAGGGAGCACCCCGCAUAUUAGUGGCCCAGGCCCCGGAAGGCCUAGUUCAAAAGAGGGCAGACGCAGCGAUACUUGUGAGUACUGUGGGAAAGUCUUCAAGAACUGUAGUAACCUCACUGUCCACAGGAGAAGCCACACUGGGGAAAGGCCUUAUAAAUGUGAGCUGUGUAACUACGCCUGCGCCCAGAGUAGCAAACUCACCAGGCACAUGAAAACGCAUGGUCAGGUGGGGAAGGACGUUUACAAAUGUGAAAUUUGUAAGAUGCCUUUUAGCGUGUACAGUACCCUGGAAAAACACAUGAAAAAAUGGCACAGUGACCGAGUCUUGAAUAAUGACAUAAAAACUGAAUAGAGGUAUAUUAACAUGUCCCGUUCUUCUUCCUUUCCAGUUUACUCUUUCUCCCCCCACCCACCUAACCCAACCUAGCACCACUCCCCGUAUAGAGAUUUUUCUAGUCCCUUGUGAUUCAAAUAAUGGAAGCUAAGGAUGAUAUUAAGAAAGUGCUUGUCACCAGCACACCUGUUUUCAUUUGCCUUUUUUUAGUUCUUAUUUUUAUAUAUUUUUCCCCCUUUGUUCUGUUUUCACCAUUUGAAUGCAUGAUCUGUAUUGGGGCAAUACUACGCAAACUUUGAGCCUUUCUCUUGUGCAAUAAUUUACAUGUUGUGUUGUUUAUUAAUUUUUUUAAAAAAAUUAGACAGCAUGUAUGGUAUGGUAUGGCUUGUUUUUUGUUUUUUUUUUUAAGAAAAAAAAUUCCAAAUUUGUUGCCGAGCAAACAACAACAACCAAAACAGAAAGAUAAUGGCACAUACUUCAUACACACACGGAAGUACCGUGGCUAUUUCCAGUAGGACUCCAGAAGAAGAAGAAAAAAAGAAUGAGAGAGAUAGAAAAUACAGAACAACAAUUUUUAACAGAACGGAACCAUACGUUUUUUUCACAUAUAUCAUGUACAGUUUUGCUUUGAAUUAUACAGAAGAAAUUGUACUUUGAAUUAAGCCUCUAUGGCCAGACAGAUAAUAUUGGAAAGGAGAAAAAAAAAUCCAUGGUCUUACCUUGAUUUCUGUCUUUAAAAGGAUUUAACGUAUCAGUUGUUGUUGUGGUGCGGAGGGGAGAAUUUUUUAAAAAUAGGCCUUUAAUUGAAAAAUAACGACAUAAAACAACAACAGCAAGAUAAAUUUGUACUAUCAUUUGGUUUAAAAACGGAAUUCUGAGUGCCUUGAAUCUAUUUAAGCCAUGUUGGUGGCGAUUCUACUUGUUCUAAACUUGUAGCUCAACUUUCGCACUGGGCAAUGUAAGUGAGUCCUUAGGACGUUAGCCGAUAACUAUAUUGUAUUUCUCAUAACAGUGGCUACCUAAAAACAAAAGGAAAUUAACAAAAAUAAAAGUAAAAUCCCGAACGGUCCUAGUUAAUCAUCAUUCUGUCUCUUCCCCCACCACAGCACCUUCAUCCCGAUUUUAAAAAUACCACCACCCUAAACCAGAUUUAUUCUCAGUUAGAAAACCGUGGUUACCGUCUCUUGGAACGCCCAUCACCCACCAGCACCCAUUCCCCCUUUCGCUCCCCUCUUUUGAAAUUAUGAUGAUUAUUUUAAUGAGUCAAAAGAAUGUGGAAUGUGCAGAAGGCCUUGGAAGAUAAUUUAAUACACUAGGAAGAAAACGUGUGUUAUGAAGAUUUCACAAAUAUCUUUUAAUAAUUCUGGCACACAAACAAAAAGGGAAAAUUUAAAAAAAACAAAGAGGAAAAGAAAUGAAAAUAAUUAAACCCGAGUCCCAUUGGUUGUCAACUUGACAAUUGGAUUAGAAAUUAAAAGCCUUGAAUACCAUCUAUUGAUCUAUUGAUCUCUCUCUAUGGGGAAAGAUACAUAAACAUUUGGACAAUAAUCAUUUACUGAGUGUGACAUGUAUAAAAAGAAAGGAAAAAAAAGGUCUAUGAUUUAUCAGCACAAUGUGGUACUGUUUGCCAGUCAGACUAAGAACAGGUUAUAAGCUAAUAUUGAUAUGAUGAUUAACUUUGAACUAUUAAGAUUUGCCUUGAAGUGUGACUUUCUGGAGAAAAAAAAAAGAGAAAGAUAAUUUUAAACAGAGUAGCAGUUGUGUGUCUGUGCUCCCUAAAAGUUGUGUUUUUUUUUUCAUUUUGUUCUGUUGAUCAUAUGCUAUGUGCGAAUUGUGUUGACAUGGAAAAAGGAUUCAUUGUUUUUUAUGAUUAAUGAUCUGUCCCGCUGGAUGUUCACAUAGCACUUGACUCUGCCUGUUGUGUCUGUAUCUUUUCCUGUAAUCAGAGGUACACAGGUUGAGUAUAAAAAAAAUAAUUUUUUUUAAAGACUGCUCAGAUAGGACAAUUUAAAUGCACUGUACAAUUUUCCCAGUUUACAGGUUCUAUACUUUUUAAGGGAAAAAUUGCAAGAUUAAUGAAAACUUUGUUUAAAAAAAAUUUUUUUUUGAGCAUGAUCUCAAGAGGAGCAUUUGAGAAACUCUGCCAGCUUGCCGUUGUACUUGACUUAAAUGACCGGGAUGCAACGUUUACGGCGCUGUGAGUGGGAAUAGGUUCUGCAAUGAUAGUAAAAAUAAUGAAUGGUUGAACUCGCACCUACAGUGCAUGGAUGUGGUUAGGGUUUUUUUUUUUGUACAAAACUUUUUAAAAUAUAAAUGUUAUGAUUUUUUUUAAAAAAAACCCAACAACACUUCAUUAUGUUUAAGGGGGAAAAUAUGUAUUUUCGGUUUCAUUGUCUUGGUGGUUUACAAGACCUGUUCUUCACCGAAAACCAGUAGUUGCAAAUUCUAUGCCUUGAAAUAUACACACAACUUUUUCAGGUUGUAAAAUAAAUAAAUGCAUUGGGGAAAAGUUUAAGAAUAUAUAGUACUUAAAUAUAGGAAAAUGCACACACCUAUUGGUUCCUAUGCUAAGAAGAAGAAAGAAGCAAACAAAAAAGAAGAAGAAAAACACAUUUAUGAUCUCUUUUUUCUGUAAUUUCUAGAAUGGUAUUUGAAUUUAAUGUUCAGCUAGAGUAGGCACUAUAGUAUUUAUAAUGAAGCUUGUAUUUUUAACUGUUGCUUGUUUCUCUUUAAAAAAAAAAGAAGGUAUCCGUGUACCUUUUUUGGUGGUGGAAAAACACACAGACACACACAGACACGCAAACAAGCUGCCACAGUAUAUUUUUUUAAUUUGGCAGGAUAAUAUAGUGCAAAAUAUUUGUAUGUUUCAAAAAAAAAAUUUGACAAGAAGAGCGUGACAUUGUAUGGAUCAGAGGCCAUAUAAUGGCUGUUUUGGGGAGGGUUGGGGGGGUCCGGGCAAAAAUCUGUUUGAAUGUCGCAUUAAAUGAGCGUCCGCAGAUGGUUGUACAUAUCAAAAUUCUUUUGGGGGUUUCUUUGUUUCCUGCUGCCAUAUUUGUAUGCAGUAAUAAUGCAAGGUGAUGAUGUUUAUUUGUUCUGUAGUGUGCUCUCUGGUCUUUUUUCCUUCUUCUCUUACCCCUUUACAUUCCAGCAUCUUAAACUUCAUAUGCAGUAAAAGGAAGAGAAAAAAAAACAACAUUAAAAAAUAGAACAAAAAGUGAGAGAGAAAAAAUCAAAAAGUUUUGCAGGAUUUUUUUUCCAUUGCCAAAAAGAAAAAAAAAUAAAAUAAAAUGGUGCUUUAUAUAUUUAGAUCGGAAAGGAUUUCAUAUGCAAAGCAUAUUAAAAAUGAGAGAAAGCCCCGCUGGAGUGGAUAUCUUUUUUUGUAUAUGGCAAUGCAAAAUAUUUUGUUAUUCUCGGCCUUUUCUAUUCCUGUAAUGAAAGCUGUUUGUCGUAACUUGAAAUUUUAUCUUUUACUAUGGAAGUCACUAUUUAUUAUUGCUUACACGCUCUGUUCAGAACAGAAGCGUCGGAUUUGAUCUUUGUGUUUUUUUUUAAUUUUUUUUAAUUAUUAUUUAGAUGACCAAAGGUCAUUGGCAACCUGGAUCUUUUAUUGUAUUUUUUUUUCCUAGUCUUUGUUAAGUUCUAUUGGGAAAACCACUGUCUGUGUUUUUGGGUUUUUUUGUUUUUUAAAGGGGGGUUUCCUUUUUUUGUUUUGUUUUGUUUUGAAUUGGGCAGUUGUCUGCAUUACCCUGUUCAUUCAACCCAUUUUGUCCCUUAAUUGAAAAAAAUAAAAAUAAAAAUAAAAAUUUUUUGCUUAAAGUACAUAUCCUAAGCUUUGCGUGUCCUCAUUUGACACACAUUGUAAAUUUCCCUCAGGAAGAGAAGCAGCUUUUUAAGACAAGGCCAGUGGGUUUUCUUCAAUGGGGGGCAUUUUGGUCGCCUAAAGACCCAGAAAGUCUCUCCNCCCCC